Gossypium arboreum is the source of this 504-nucleotide messenger RNA. RefSeq lists its product as uncharacterized. The record is from RefSeq and is a predicted model, not a curated record. NCBI's taxonomy places the organism in Eukaryota, Viridiplantae, Streptophyta, Magnoliopsida, Malvales, Malvaceae. The coding region runs from base 1 to 504 and encodes 167 amino acids. The transcript is spliced from 3 exons.
AUGCAGUUAGGGAAAGUAGCAGCUUAUGCUUCCCGGCAGUUAAAGCUACGCGAAAGGAAUUAUCCUACUCAUGAUCUUGAGCUGGCCACAAUUGUUUUCACUUUGAAGAUAUGCCAGCAUUAUUUAUACGAGUUACUAAAAUGUUAUGAUUUGCUUAUUGAUUAUCAUCCGGGAAAGGCUAAUGUGGUUGCGGAUGCACUCAGCCGGAAGUCAUCAUUGUUUGCACUUCAAGUGUUGAACACUCAUUUAGCUUUGAGUGCCGAUGGUUCUGUACUAGCGGAAUUGAGAACUAAACCCUUGUUUCUACGAAGAAUUUGGAAGUUACAAAAGGAUGAUCUGAACUUGAUAAUGAAACGAAACUUGGUUCAAAAUAAUUUGACUACCGAAUACAAUAUUGGUGAUGGUGGUGAGUGCGGAAAUCAUGGCGGUGAUGAAGGCUUGACGAUGGCGGCGACGGACCAGGCAUUGACUACGCACUGGUGCUUGCAGCGCGAGAUCUUUUGA